Messenger RNA from Papilio polytes (common Mormon), 7083 nucleotides. RefSeq lists its product as uncharacterized. The record is from RefSeq and is a predicted model, not a curated record. The transcript is spliced from 12 exons. NCBI's taxonomy places the organism in Eukaryota, Metazoa, Arthropoda, Insecta, Lepidoptera, Papilionidae. Bases 1 to 7083 code for a protein of 2360 amino acids.
AUGAGAGAAAGAACUGUCAAAGUUAAUACUGAAUUAAAUAUUGAAAAUGAUACACUGAAAAAAAUACAAAAUAUCUCGCAACCUUCAGUAAUUAAUAAAGAAUUGAAACAAGAAAAUCUCUCAAACGAAAAACUGAAAGAUAUCAGUGAUGUAUCUAAAUCUGUGAAAGAAACUGUCAAUUUAUAUGAAUUUGUUGACACAAAACCUGAAAUGAAUAAAGAAAUUAAACCAGAAGAGAACGACAGGAAACUAUUUUUACUGCAAGAGUUAGAAGAAAGUAUAGAAGAUGAUACGAAUGAAAUGGUUGCUACAGAAUGUAUCGCAGGUAAAUAUUUUAAAUAUUCAAAUAAUCAAAGAGACUUAAAUGAAAAAUAUACGAAAACUGAAGAUUAUCAAUCUAAAGAAUUUUUAAUUGAUGAAGAUGGACAAAGAAUUGACUAUGUAGCCACUGUUACUGUUGAACAUAAGCAAACACCUACACCAAUUAUUAUAGAAAAAAGUAACAAAUCAUUAGAAAUUAACAGACUUGCAAUAAAUGAGUCAAUUGUGACUUCUGAAAUACAUGAAACUGAAGUUGAAGAAAUAUCAGAUAAAGUUGAAGAUAGAAUUAAAGUGAACGAAACUAAACACUUGAAUGAAGUAAUAAUACCUACACCAAUUGUAGAGGAAAUGGAUACAAUAACUGUACAUGAAGCAACUAAUCAAAUAAAUGAAUCAUUUAACGAAGUCCAAAAGGAUUCUGUUGAAAUCACAGAAUUAAACGAAGAAUUACCUAUAGUAAAUAUUGAGUCUAAAAACUUAAGUGUAGUUCAAGUUAGAGGUGUAGAAACAAUAGAGGAAGUAAAAACUCAUCUGCAUGAAACAGAAGAGAAUGAAAUAUCGUAUGAUUCAAAUGCAAGUGCCAUACUUGCAGAAGAAAUUGCUAUAACAACGACAGAAACAAAGGAAUUUGAAAAUGCGCAAAUUGUUGCUAUAGCAACGGCUAGACAAACGAGUGAAGUAUAUAAUGAAGUAGAAGGAGCUGUCGAAAUUACUGAGAUAACAGAAGAAUCGCCUAUAGUUAAAAUCGAAGAGGAAAACUUGACUAAACCUGUAAUUUAUGGCAAAGAUGUGUCAAGACAGAUCAGUGCAGUUUACAAUACUAUAGAUGAUAUCAAAAAAGAAGAUUUUCUAGAAGACAGAGCGGUUGAAGUAUUAGAAAUUAAAGAAUUGACAACUGCCCUUAAACUUAAUUAUGGUAAUAUUGAAGAAAUAAAUACAUCAUUCAACCAAUUAGAUAUAGAGUCUUUCUGUAUUGAAAAGAACGAGGAAUUAGCGACAUCUUCUACUGAAGUCCAAGAACUAAUUAAAAUAAAAUCAAUUUGUAUUGCUACUGCUUUUGAUUUUGAUACAAAACUUGAGGAAUCCGAACAUUUUGAACAAGAAAUUAAAGAAUCAGAACAAUGCUCGUCUUUAGAAGUGAUGGAUGAAAUUGUUAAACUGUAUUCCAUUUGUUAUGCUGUUAUACAAGAUAUAAUAAUAAAUACAGAAGAAGUCAUAGAACUAUCGAUUUUAAAAAUAGAACAGGAAGUUGCUGAUUCAAAUUUAGAAUCAAAGUUUCAUACAGCUAAAGGAUAUUGCGUAUCUGUAGUCAAUAACAUUACCGUAGAUCUUCAAGAAGUAAAUAACUUUGAGACAUCUACAAUUAUUGAAGAAAAAUCAACAGAACAUAUUGAAAUUGAAGUAUUUAGUAAAGCACACACUUUAAAUACAGAAAUAUGUCAAAAAAUAAAUAUAUCUUUAGAAGAAGUUAAGUUUAUUAGCAUUGAUGAAUCUUUGAAUGAAAUAGCCAAUGUGAAAGAAGAGGACAAAAGAUUUAUUACAAUUUUACCCAUUGCUAUACCUUGUUUAACGCACUUAGAUACUAUACUUAUAGAAGCAGACGCUUCUGAAAAUGAAUGUAUAACAGAAGAGCACCCUUCGUAUGAAGAAGAGAAAAGAUAUAUUUAUUCAACUCAAGGUAUAUGUAUUCCUAUAUGUAACAAUAUAGAAACACAUUUAGAAGAAUGUAAUACAUUUGAAGGAAAUGAAAUCCCAGAAGAAUUAGCUUUAACAUCUAUAGAAGAAAAUGUAUUUGCAAAUGCCUUAUCAAUUUGCACUUCGAUUUCAAAUGAAACUUAUACAAUAUACGUUGAAGCAGAAGUUAUAGUCAAAGAAUUUAAAGAAGAGAAAGCAGAAUGGUCUGAAGAAGAGAAUCACUUUUCUAAAGCUUUAGUAACAUGUAAUGAAAUUAGUGGGAACAUUAAAGUACUUCUAGAAGUAACUAAUGAACUUAUAAUUGAUCAAUUUAAAGAAGAAUUUUCCACAACACAAAUAGAACCUCAAACAUUUAUAACUGCUUUAGCAAUCAUUACAUCUGUAUCAAGUGAGAUUAUAACGAAUUACUUUGAAGCGGAAUUAUUACCCGAAGAACAAUUUCCAAAAGAAAAUGCAAUUUUAUCUGAAGAAGAAAAUAAAUAUUUUAAUGCUCUAACAAUCUGUUAUGAAAUAAAUCAAGACAUUGAGUUACUUCUGGAAGUAAUAAAUGAACUUGUAAUUAAUAAGCUUGAAGAAGAAACAGCAUCACCUCAACUAGAACUUCAAAGAUUUUUAACAGCUCUUUCAAUUUGUACUUCAAUUUUAAACAAUAUUGAUAUAAUCUAUUCAGAAGCAGAUAUUUUAUCUGUAGAGAAGCUACAAGAAGAUAUAGUUGAAACAUCUUUGGAGGAUAAUUAUUACUUUAAAGCUUUGAAAACGAGUGUAGACAUCAGUCAAUAUAUUAAAUUACUGUUAGAAGAAAGUACAUCAUUUUUAACAGAAGAAUUGGAAGAAGUCUUGCCUUCAACGUCUAUAGAACCUUUUGUUUUAGAAAAAUCUUUACCACUCUCUACAUCCAUUCUUAAUGAUGUCAAUGAAGAAUUAUUUGAAACUAACAAUUUAUUAAUUGAAGAUAUUAAAGGAGUUGAAGCUAAUGUAUUUGUAGAAGUUAGUCAAUUGAUUUUAAUAUUAGCUAUAUGUGUUGCUGCGAUCGAAGAAAUUUAUAAAGAUUUAGAAGAAUGCGAUACAUUCAAAGUGAAUGAAAUUGAAGAAGAAUUUUGUAGUGUUAAAGAAGAGCCAUUAUUAAUUAGGAUUUUUCCAAUAUGCAUUUCAAUUUUAGAACAUAUUAAUACUUCUUAUAACAGUACUGAAGUAUUAGAAAUAAAACAAAUGCUUACAGAAAACGCAGACACGAAUGAAGUUACCUCAUUUAAUGUAGAUACAGUUUCAGAAUAUCAAGCUGAAUAUGCUUUAGAACCUAAAUUAUUCCCCAAAACAUUACCAAUAUGUACGGCGACUGUUUUUAUAUCAAAUGUACCUGUUUUUGAAAUAAUAAAUCUAGAAACUGAAAUUUUUGAACAAAAGACAGUCUCAGAAUCUUUAGAAACAAAAGAGUUGGCAACAGCUCAGAAAAUAUGCCACGCUGUUAUCAAACAAGACGACGAAUCUUUAAAGAAAGUACAAAAUACUUCAAUAAGUUAUGAAAUGAAAGAAGAUAAUGCUAAUUUAAGUUACGAGGAUAUUCAACUUAUUGCUACUUAUGCUGUUAGUUCAGCUACAGCAAAAGAAGUAGAUUUGAAAUACGCAAUUGCUGAAAAUUAUGAAUCUAAUUUAGAACUAGAACAAAUCGGUCAUUCUACUAUAGAGGGUCAAGAUUUUACAAAAGCUCAGUCAAUAAAUAACGCGACAGCAACAAAUGAGUCUAUUAAUCUCCAAGAUACAGAAUAUAAGGAAAGUAACUUCGUAGAAGAAUCAGCUAUUAUUAAAAUAGAACCAAAACAUAAAAAUAUUGUAUCAAUUAAAGAAAUGAAUGUAUCAUAUGAAAAUGGUGAUAAUAAAAUAACUAAAGCUAGUAAGAAAAAGAAUGUUAAAGCUAUUUCAACAACGAAAGAUGAAACCGUUACAUUAAGUGUUAAGAAAUCAAUGAUUGAAGAAAAUUUCGGUAAUUUAGAAUCAUUACAAAUUGAAGACUUAAAUGAAAAUGAACGUAUAAUUACUGAAGAAACGGUACAAUUAAACGCAAAAGAAACCGUGACCAAAGGAAGAAAGAAAUUAAUCAAACAAAAAUCUUCUAAAGCUCAAGAAAGUAAUAUUCAAUCAAAUAUUGGUAUUCAAGAAGUUUCGAAAACAAAUAAAUAUGUGACUGAUGUUAAGAGUAAACCUGUUAAAGAACCUAUUAUAGAGAAUAUUAGUGAGACAUCAGUAAACAUACAAGAGUAUAAAGAAAAUAGUGAAGCAAAUGUUAAUAUUACUAUUAAUAAAACAAAAGCAAAAAGAGAUGAAACUUCUGAAGAAAUGUCUUAUAAUUUAACUUUAGCAAAACCUCAAGUUAUAGAAACAAUUGCUGUUUCAAAUGAAGAUACGUUACAUGUAAAAAGAAAGAAGAAUUUAAAACAAUAUCAUACAGAAGAAUUCCAAGAAGAAUUUAAUCUUAAUUUAGAUCAAGAUAACGAAUCUGGAUUAACAAUACAAGAAAUUACAGAUUCUGAUGAAAAUAUUGAAGAUGUAAUUAAUAUUGAGAAUAGAAACGAUUCAAUUGAUGCUUCUCUUGAAUAUAUAUUACAAUCACAAAAUCAAAAUACAUCUAAAGAUGUAUUCGAGGCAGCUACAAUUGUAAAACAAAGAAAUAAAGAACAUGCUUCUAAUCAAGAGGAAUCUGCAGACCUAACCAUAUUCAAGAAAGAUGUACUAACUGCAGUUAUUGAAAAUUAUGACGAACUAAAUAGCAAACAAGUAAACACUUAUUUAAGUACUAAAGAUGUUGAUAAAACUGAAAUUAUAUAUUCUCAGUCAACAGACUUUAAAUCAGAAAAUACUAAAAAUACUAAUCAGAAACGAAUAAGCCAGAAAUCAAGGUCAAAUGUCCAAUCGAUUAAUACAGAACUUAAGAAAGAAACACAUAAAGUAUCAAUCGGAAACGGAAUUUCGGAUUUAGAAAUCAACGCUAAAUCUCAAAUAAGUGCAAUUGAAGGUAGUUUUGAAAAAGCCAAAACAAGUUCACAAGAAAGCAGAACAUUAGUUUCUCACGAAAUUAAUUCUGCAAUUGUUAAUAAUAAAACAAAAUCACUAUCUGUCAAAACCAAUCUUAAAAGAGAAGAAAUUGAUGCAUCUCAGACUAUUAAAACAAACGAAAGCUCACCAGAAAUUGAUUCACCCACUAAACCUCCGACGCCAUUAACAGACGAAUACAUAUUUAGACUUACAGCACCUUUACCUAAAAGUAGAGGAACCACACCAGCUCCAAGAGAACCUAGUCCUGAAAUACAUAAAGAAAAUAUUGUUAACCAAAAUCUUAUACCGACUAUAGAAUCAGUGACUAUUGAAAGGGUAAUUUACAAUCCUCCACUGCCCACCCCACCUACAAGUCCAGUACACUCACCUACUUACACUAAACCAGGUUUAAACGGUGGUAUGAAACGACUGCCAAGGUAUUUUAAACCAGGAUUAAGAGGUGGAUCCGAUAGACCUCCAAUACCUAAGGAGGAAAUAUUAGAAGUACGCAAACAUUUAUCAACUCUGACAUCUGACAUCAACGAGACUUUGAAAAACAUCGAGAAAUAUAAGAAAAUAGUUGAAACAUUAAAACAAGAGAAAGCAGAAGGGGAAAGUUCAAAAACUAUGGAAGAAGAGAAUACAGAAGAACAGACAAAACUCGAAGAAAUCGACGCAAAUACUAAAGAAACUUCCGAACAGAUUUCAAUAGAAAAUCAAAUCAACGAACAACCUCCAGAUAUUAAACCAACAGAAAUUCAAUCAAAUUCUCAAAUCAAAAUCGAAAUAAACAAUGAAAAAACCGAUACAGUCAACAUAGAUAUUAAACAUGACUUUACAAAUAAAAUUGAAGAAGCAAGAAUUAGAGGUUAUGAUAUCAAAGAAAUCACAUCUUUCGAGGAAUUAGAAAAAGAAAAUGAGAACACGGGAGUUGUCGAACUGCCACCUGAUACAGGUGAGGAAUCUAUUAAAAGAGAAUUUAAUACAAUUGAAGAAGAUUCAGAGCCUGAAAAGCCUGAAAAUGUUGUAAUUAAAAUCGAUAAGGAUGUUGAAGAAUCUGGGAUUGUUGAUGUACCUACUGACGAAGAACAAAAGACAGCUGACGAAGAAGUCGCCAGAGUUACAGCUUUAACGAUAGACAGAUCUACCUCUAAAGAGACAAGUCCUAGUGGAACGGAUACAGUCAAAGAAGCACAUGUCAUAAGUCUUACAAGAGUUUUAUCAUCGCAUAUGCUCCGAGAAGGAUUGAGUCCUGAUUGUCAAAAGAUGAAAGAUAAAUUCGAGAAUAAAAAGGAUGUUCUAGAAGAUAAUAUAAAUGAAGAUAGAUCGUGGACGACGUUUUUACAGAAAUCGACUAAUGUGCCAACACAAACGUUGAGAUAUUUUGCGGAUUUACAGAAUAAAUUCGAAUAUCAGGAACCUUUUGCAACUAAAUUAAUAAAUCGCAACGAAGUAAGAUCUCCUGUGAUUAAACCAAGGGAUUUCAACUCAAGUCCAAUACCCUGGCAAGAGAGGAAAUUAGCCGACACUUUGGGUGCACCAAAUAUAACAGAAUUGACACCAGGAGAUGAACCGAAAUUCUUUCUAGCGAUACCUACAGAGUCUAAAGAAAACAGUGUUCACAAAUCUACAGUUAUUCCUGUAAAUAAUCCAAAUGAAGAAAUAUCAAAUAUUGAGAAGAAAGGAUUAAAUGCAGAAAGUGAAGGAGAACAUACUGUAGAGGAAAUAAUACAAGAAGCUCUGAUGAGAGUGGAGUGUUUAAAUAUUGGAGAUGGAAAGAAUAGGUUAAUACAACUUUUGUUGAAUAAUAUUAAGAAUAUAGCAGCAGAUGCCAGCAUCCCAGUUGAAGAACAAAUAUACCAGAUGAGAAUGCAACUAGAAACAUUGGAGCAAGUUCCUGAUAUUAUUCAAGAAACCUUUGAGAAUGUUGCAGAAAAACUGUAUCAAAAAAAUCAGAAGAAAGAAGAAACUUUACAUUCAAAGGGAGUAAAAUACCAAGAAUUAGGUAAAUAUAUUAACGGAGAUAUUUUUAGUUAA